Ananas comosus (pineapple) is the source of this 1142-nucleotide messenger RNA. Its product is annotated as protein COFACTOR ASSEMBLY OF COMPLEX C SUBUNIT B CCB1, chloroplastic-like. NCBI's taxonomy places the organism in Eukaryota, Viridiplantae, Streptophyta, Magnoliopsida, Poales, Bromeliaceae. The record is from RefSeq and is a predicted model, not a curated record. The transcript has 4 exons. Bases 52 to 870 code for a protein of 272 amino acids.
CCUCCUCCUCCUCCUCUCCCCCUCCUCCAUUAUUAUCACUUAAAAAAAAAAAUGGCGACAGCGACUCUUCUACUCCCCCCAUGUCCUCGUCUCCUCGACCCCUCGUCCUCCUCCUCCUCCUCCUACUCCCACCGCUUCGGCCCGAGUCGACUCGGCCUCGGCCGCGCCCGUCCAUGGCUCGAGCUUCCGAGUCGCGCCGAGUCGUCGAAGCGGCGGCGGCGGCGGCGGCGGCGGAGUAGGGCUUUCGCGAUCGACGCCGACCACACCUCCUCCGCCUCCUCCGCAUUCCUCUUCUUCCUCCUCGACGCCGGGUACUCCCCCGCGAGCUACUACACCUCGCUAGGGCUUUUCGUCAUCUCCGUCCCCGGCCUCUGGUCUCUCAUUAAGCGCUCCGUCAAAUCCAAGAUCGUGCAGAAGACGUUCGUCAGGGAGGAGGGCGCAGUGGCGCCGCCAAAUCAAGUGGCGGGGGAGAUACUAUCCUUCUUCACCCGCAACAACUUUGCCGUCACCGACCGUGGCGAGACCAUCACGUUUGAAGGCGUAAUGGUCCCAAGCAGAGGCCAAGCAGCAUUGCUCACCUUCUGCACUUGCAUAAGCCUCGGCAGCGUCGCCCUCGUGCUCUCGAUCGCGGUUCCUGAAGGAGGAAACAACUGGUUUUGGCUCAUGACACUAAGCCCGCUGGCGGGAGUUUACUACUGGACGAAGGCGUCGAGAAAGGAGGAGAUAAAGGUGAAGAUGGUGUUGGGUGAUGAUGGUAGCCUCUCGGAGAUCAUCGUCCGCGGGGACGAUCAACAAGUAGAGCAGAUGAGGAAGGAGCUUCGGCUCAGCGAGAAGGGAAUGAUCUACGUGAAAGGGAUCUUCGAAAGAUAGUGUCAGUAACCAAUAAUAAGUAAAAACUAAGGUGAUGGUAUCUAAAAAUGUUAAAACCAAGUGUGACACAAUUCAAGUGGGAAGAGAGAGUAGAACAUCUACAUCAAUUUUGUUACAUGGUUUUCUUAUUAGUGGAGAGCAGUGAUUUAUUUUUUUCAUGUGUUAUAGCAAAGAUGUUGUUUUUGACUGCAGAGGAUAGAAAUGAAGGUUGUUGUAUAAUUGAGACCAAAGAAAUUGCUCUUAAAAAUAUAUUGCUUCAAAUUUGAGAAUAA